GAAGAAACUUAACAAACACAAACAAAGGAGGAAUAAAACAAGCAAGGGAGGAGCCGUUUCAGAGACGUUUCCACCAACUGCUACCACUACUAUUACUACAGAAGAAAAGGCUCGGAAGACUGGUCAAAGGUGACAACUCAAUUAAUUUUGACCCGAAGUCUUGACCAAAUGAUCGAUUGGAGGGUCAGCCGAUGCAAUCAAUGAUUGAAGUUGAAUUCAGUAGCGCAAGCAGAGGGAAGUUUCAUGAGAUCGUCGAUGAAUGGAAUGGGAGUUUGAAAAGAUUUUUGCUGCAUUUUUGUUAUUUACAUCAUAUUACCAAUGUACUAAUGCAGGAUUUCUUAUAUACUGAAGAAAAAAAUUUUAUAUUGAAAAUAUUUGACGUUAAAUCAGUGUGUAUGCUAUGACAGUUUGCGUUAGUGACUGAUUAUUUUGUCUGCCUCCGUAGAACAUUGUUAAUUUAGAAAUAGUUUGUGAUGCUUAGAAGUGUAGUUGGUCUUAUGAAACAUUUUGAUUUUUAACUGAUACACUUCUGUUUUGUCUGUGCCAGAUUGAUUCCUUUGUGAUGUGAGGAGUGAAGGUUUUUUUUUAUAGGAUUACAUAUUUGAUUUGCAGUAUCAUUGAAAGCAGGCUGUAAAUGAGCUACGAUUAUUUUGAACCUGCAAAAGACCUGUUGACAACCUGCUAUUCUGUGAGGUGUAAAGUUUGUGAUUACAUAAAUGACAAUUGUUGACUUUAGUGCUUCCUCUCAUUCUAGCAAUUUCAUUAAAUGAAGGUUUGGCAAUAUUUGGUUCAUAUUGAGAGCUUUCCUUGGAUGAAACUGAAUAUUCAUUGACCUAAAACAGACUUUGUUUCAAAGCUGUAAAUUCAGCAUCCUUUGAGAUGGAAGGUGAAAACUCAGGUUUACCUUUAAUCAAAGAAGAAAAUGACGAUUUUGAGGAUGAACAUACCGAAAUCACAGUUGAUGGAUCCUUAUUUGUAGAUUCUUCCAUAGAAGUGAAAGCUGAGCCAGACUACAUUGAUUGUGGUGAAGUUGAUGUAAAAUAUACAUGCCAGCCUGUAGAGAGUGAAGAAGACCAUUUAAGUUUUGAUGUGGAAAGGGAAAAGAUCUCUGUUGCAGAAGAAAAUAGACAUUUGGGUAGAAAAGAAAUAUUUUCAAAGAGAAGCAACACAGCAGGGAAGGAAAUAACGUGUGCUGAAUGCCAAAGGACAUUUUCACAUAUGUGUGACCUGAAAUCCCAUAUGAGAAGUCAUACAGGAGAGAAACCAUUCACUUGCUCAGUAUGUCACAAAAGUUUUUCUGCAGCAAGGGAUCUCAAAUCACACCAGAGAACUCAUAUGAGAGAGAAACCAUUUACUUGCUCUGUAUGUCAAAGAAGUUUUUCUCAUCAAAGUCACCUCAAACCACACAUGAGAACUCAUACAGGAGAGAAACCAUAUACUUGCUCUGUAUGUCAAAGAAAGUUUUCUCGUCAAAAUAAUCUAAAUAGACACAUGAGAUGUCAUUUAAUGAAACAAGGAAUUGACAAUUUGGAGGAUGAGCAUACCAGUUUCACAGAUGAUGGAUCUUUAUUUGUAGAUUCUUCCACAGAAGUAAAGGGGGAGCCAGAAUAUAUUGAAGUUGAUGUAAAAUAUACAUACCAGGAUAGAAAGAGUGAAGAAGACCAUCCAAGUUUUGACACGGAAAGCGGAAAAAAUGAACCAUUUGGUUGCUCUAUAUGCCAAAGAAGUUUUUAUCGUCAAAGUUAUCUCAAAAUACACAUGAGAACUCAUACAGGAGAGAAACCGUAUACUUGCUCGGUAUGUCAAAGAAGUUUUUCUCGUCAAAGUAAUCUCAAAACACACAUUAGGUCUCAUACAGGGGAGAAACUAUAUACUUGUGCAGUUUGUCAGAGAAGUUUUUCUCAUCAAAAUACUCUCAAAAAACACAUGAGAACUCAUACAGGAGAGAAACCAUUCACUUGCUCGGUAUGCCAAAAAAGCUUUUCUGAAUCAAGUAAUCUCAAAACACACAUGAGAACUCAUACAGGAGAAAAACCAUAUACUUGCUCUAUAUGCCAAAAAAGUUUUCAUCAACACAUUCAUCUCAAAACACACAUGAGAAGUCAUACAGGAUAGAAACCAGUCACUUCCUCUGUAUGCCAAAGAAGUUUUCUGGUUCAAGUCAUCUCAAAACAGACAAGAAUUCAUAAUACGGAAACAAACUGUAUAUACUACUACAAUACGAACUUGAUCUUUGUUCAAGUACUAGUUUUUCUAAUUUGGAAAUUCUCAAAGCCCACAUUGGAAAUCAUUGUAGAGAGGGACAUUCUCUAGUCCUAAUGUAAAAAAUGUUAGAAAAUUUUAAAUAUUUUGAGAUUACUCAUGAAAAUUCAUAAUAUUACAGUGCAUUUAGAUGCCAAAAUUUUAGGUUUUUGGCUGGUGAUAUUUCAAAUGGAAGAAAAUUACUACAUCAGAUUCUCACAAGGAUUGAGAAUUGUACACACAUCGUGUGAAAAUGGAAGCUGAAAAAUCAUUAUUGUUGUUAAUCAAAGAUGAGAAUUUGGAGAUAGAUCUUACUGAAAACAGAUGAUGGCUCUUUACUAUCUGCAGAUCCUUUCUUAGAGGUCAAGGCAGAUCCAGAAUAUUUUGAUUGUAGUGGAUAUGUGUGAAUGGUAGUAUAACCUUGAUACAAAUGUAAAAGAAUAUAUUUUUAGCUUCUUUGGUUUUUAAAAUUGUACUCAUUAAGCUGUGUUCAAUAUUAGAUUAAUAAAUUUUCUGGUGUCUGCCUCACUAUUCUGGUUCCCAUGUACUUUUUGUAUGAUUUCCAAAUCAGGAAUUAGUUUUGUCAUUGGUUACAUGAAUUUUUCUUCCCAUUGUUAUUCACCAUUAUGCACCUGCACAUGUAUAUGUAGUUAUAAGUUUGAAUAUUUCCAUAAAAUUUCAUGCAUAGUGGGAAUAAAAAGAUUGGCUUUAUAUGAGUAACAUACCCUGUAAUUACUUAGCUAAGAGUUUCUACUUGAAGACAACUUAAAAUUUGAAAAUUAGCAGUAGCGAUAGUCUUUUGUUCAUGUUGGUGACUAUCCCCACCCACUUUCAGAGUAAGAGAGAAACAACUUCAGCCAAGAGCUCAAUUUGUUUCUGUCUGUGUACGACUACACAGUAUGUUGAGAUUUACAGCUGAAUUUGGAUUGUUGUGGGAUAUUUUCACUUUGGUGAAGUAUUUUAACACAGUAGCCUUUGGCAUUGAUUAUUUAAUCAGGAUUUUAGGGCAUGUUUUUCAUGAAUUAGUUUUCUGAAAAGACAUACUGAUUUUUACUUUGUUAACUAGUUGACUAUGUCACACUAGAUCUAGUUUUUGGUAUUGUAGCAAAGGCAGUGCUAGUAAAGGACGUCAGUAGUGUUUCUCGAAGAAGUUACGCCCUUUGAAAAGGUGUUCUUCAUUUUGGAAUCAGUCUCUGCCAUUACUUAGCAAAAGGCAGAAAGAACCUUCAUGCAGCCCCAAGCCCUCAUGUAGUACUUGGGCAGUCUCAAACGCGUUCCACAGCUGGAACACCUUUUGACAGUGCCUAGAUAUUCUCGUAAGCAUGCCGCUUCUCAGGAGCGCCCUUGUACUUCUUCAGGAUGUCUUGUGGACAGUGAGCGCCCCUUUAUUGACGAGUCCUCAUUAGCGUCUUGAGUGCCCACUUGUAUCUGAGAUCCCAGGUAUGUCUGAGAGUCCAAGAGUGGAAGAAUGCCCAGAUUUGGUCAAGCACCCUAAAGUGCUUGGGACCCCAGUUAUUUCAGAGCGCCUAGCAAUGGUUGAGCGCCCAGUAGGAGCUGAGCACCCAAGAAUUUCUGGCUGCCAGGUAAUGUCCAAGAGUCCAGUGACUUCCAAGCGCCCACAGGCUGAACAUCAGGUAUUUUGGAUCAUAAGACAGCAGUUCCUGUUAUGUUGACACCUGCCUUUCAGCACCUGACAUCAUCUGUGUCACGUUUGAUUUCUUCCUGUCCGUCUCCAAUGACAAAUCCGUCUUUGGGUUCUCUUCAGAAGCCAUUGGAUAAUGUUCUGGGACUUCUUCAAAAAGCUUCGACUUCGUCAGCAGUUCCCCCUGUGGAUCCUUUGCUUUCCCUAUUUUCUUCGGAUGAAGAGGAAUUAGGUCAUGAAGAAGUGCCAACACCCUAUGCUUCCCUGCUUAGAUAUUUGUUGCAUAGAGUCCCAGAUUUCUUCGACCCAGCGGCUCCUGCUUCCUCAUUCAGGAUUAGUGAUCAGCCAGUCAGGACUAAUAAACUCCCUAAGAUGGUUCUCACUUCAUCUUCAAAGAAGGCAUUAACCCUUAAACGCCGAAGCGGUAUUUUAAAAAUCGUCUCCCGUAUGCCAGCAGCGUUCGCGAGUGAGCGCCGAAGCGGAAAAAAGGUUUUUUAUUUUAAAUCACAGCACGCUUAGUUUUCAAGAUUAAGAGUUCAUUUUUGGCUCCUUUUUCUGUCAUUGCCUGAAGUUUAGUAUGCAACCAUCAGAAAGGAAAAAAAAUAUAAUUAUCAUAUAUAAAUAUUGGGAUAUAUGACCGCGAAAAAAAUUUCAUAUAUAAUUGUAUACAAAUCGCGCUGUGAGCAAAACCGUUAAAGCUAACGAGUUAAUUUUUUUGUUGUAUUGUACACUAAAUUGCGAUCAUUUUGGUAUAUAACACAUUGUAAAACAAUCAAGGCAACACAGAGAAAAUAUUAUCACAAAAUGAUGCAUGAAUUCGUAAUGUGCGGCCAUAAAAAAAGAUGUUUUCAAAAAUUCACCAUAAAUCAAAAUAUUGUGCUAGAGACUUCCCAUUUGUUGCAAAAUGAAGGUAAUUGAUUGAAUAUUACUAGACUGUAAGUGUUGUAGCUUACAAUUGCAGUUUUCGACCAUUUCAGUUGAGUUAAAGUUGACGAAGGACGAAUUUUUUCUAUUUAUCGUUAUAUAUAUGAAAAUAUUUCAAAACUGAUAAAAGCUACAACCAUGGGUUGUUUUGUUGUAUUCUACAUGAAAUUGCGCACAUUUUCAUAUAUAACUUUAUGUAACGGCUAAUUUAAAAUAGUGCAAACAUUACAAUUGGACGAAAAAAUUAAUGAUUUUUUCGGAAGAGUUACCGCGCGGACGUAAGGAAAAAGUUUAUUUCAUAAAUUCACCAUAAAUCGAAAUAUUGUGUUAGAGACUUCCAAUUUGUUGCAAAAUAGAGGUAAAUAUUUGAAUAUUACUAGAAUGUAAUAGUUUUAGCUUUCAAUUGCGUUUUUUUACCAUUUCGGUCGAGUCAAAGUUGACAGAAGGUUGAAAUUUUGCCACAUCGUUAUUUAUAUAAAAAUAUUUCAAAACUUAUAAAAGCUACAACCAUGGGUUGUUUAUUGUUGCAUUCUACACGAAAUUGCACACAUUUUCAUAUAUAAAACUUUAUGUAACGGCUAAUUUAAAAUGGUGCAAACAUUACGACAAUCGGACGAAAAAAUGUACCGCGCAGACGUAAGGAAAAAGUUUUUUCAUAAAUUCACCAUAAAUUGAAAUAUUGUGCUAGAGACUUCCAAUUUGUUGCAAAAUGAAAGUAAAUGAUUGAAUAUUAUUAGAAUAUAAGAGUUUUAGCUUACAAUUGCAUUUUUCGACCAUUUCGGUAGAGUCAAAUUUGACCGAAGGUUGAAAUUUUGGCACAUCGUUAUUUAUAUGAAAAUAUUUCAAAACUGAUAAAAGCUACAACCAUGAUUUGUUUUUUUGUUGUAAUCUACAUGAAAUUGCGCACAUUUUCAUAUAUAAUACUCCAUGUAACGGAUAAUAUGAAAUGGUGCAAAAAUUAUGUCAAAGUGACAAAAUAAUUUCCGAGAUGUGUCGCUGAUGCUUUUUAGUGCAAGGAGAAAGAAAUUUGCGCUUUCGCGCCUGGGUAACGAUUGUAAACAAAACAUCGCCUUGAUCCGUGAGCUCCCAGCAUCCCCCAAGGCGCGUGAUUCAAAAGUUUUCGCCUAGUAGGCCUAUAACUAUUUUUCCGCUAAUUUAAAAAAAAAACAUAUCAUCGUAUAUACGUCCAAUCGCCACCCAACAGACAAUUUAUAUCGACGUUUAAUACGUCCAAUCGGCGUUAAAGGGUUAAGUAAAGUUGAUAACUGGCUCUCGGAGAAUAGGCGUAAAGGGAAGGCUUCCUUUAGCAUUCCACAUUCUCGCUUAUUAUCCAGGAGUUACAGGUCUUACACAACUAGAGAAGCUACGUCCUUGGGAGUGAGUAGCAGCCUCCUCCCAGGGAGACCUCUCCAGUCUUAUUGACUCGGCUUGCAGAUCGGUGUUCACUUCUGCAACAGUAAUGUUUUCAGCCUUGGAAAUGGAUCACUUGCUGAGGAAUCUUUUUACGUUUUACGAGGUGGUGAGCUUUAUGGAUUGGUCCAUCAGAGCUUUAGCUGGUGUGGUAUUGGGGGAGGAAACAUAGAAGUUCUAUUCAACAUUUUUCGCCUUGAUUAGGUUGCUGAGUUUAGGGGUGCUGGGGGGUAAUAAGUGCCUAGGGUACCCAUGAGUCUAGUUUGUUAUUGUCAGAUGGGUAUUGGGUUUUAAUUGAUGUAGGAGACAAAAUUGUCUGGUUGUUGAUGUACUGUACUGCGGCCAGGGCAAGGACACUUAUUUUUUAUGGUUUUGAGGGCCAACAGAUAACUCCUUGGAACUCAUAACCUUUGCAUGCUUUGUAACAUUCAGAGUAGUACUCCUGUGCUAAAUAGCUUCCACAUGUAGAGGCGUCUAGCAGCUAUAUAGCCACGUCGCUACAGUUAAGAUGAGCACCAACAAGAGGCAGUAUCUAUCUGCGCCGCUCUAUUAACAGGUUAUGGUAUAACAAAACAUAUUUCUAGUACUAGUUAUUUUUACUGUUCUUGAUUUUUACUGAAUACUAUUGGAGUUAUGAACUAAGUUUUAUGAACAUACCAUGUAAUUACAGAAUUAAAGCCCUCCCUCCUCCCCUCUGAUGGGCAUUGGAUAUAAACAAAUUGACCAUUUCAGCUGUGUUGUACCUAUCCUUCCUGAUGGUGGGCGGGGCCGUGUCUCCUACACAAUAACAAAUAAAUUGCUGUAGCUGCUGCACAAGUUUGAAACUAUAGCUGUUUAAUUACUUAGUAUGUUUUAUAAGACUAUUUUAUUAUAAAAAUGUCACUUUUAUAAAUACUUACCCAGUAUAAUUAUGGACGAAGUCCGCCCUCGUCCCCUCACAUGGACAAAUCGAGAUCUUGGCUGAAGUUGUUCCUCUCUUACCGUGAAGGUGGGUGGGGUUAGUCACCUACAUAAACAAAAGACUAUCACUACCACUAAUUUUCAAAUUUUAAGCUAGGGUUGAGUAGAAAUUCUUAGCUAAGUAAGUACUCGUUAAGUAUAUAUAGUCUCAUUUUAUUGUAAAAAUAUUUUUUUUCAUUAAAAAUCAAUGCAAAUUAGGUGGUUUUAUUAUAUUACUUUUUGAUAUGUUCUCUCUGUUUUAAUAUUCUACAAAGAAUGUGAUACAGUAUUAGUAAAUCCUAAUGCAUUGUAUCAACCCAUUGGACACAGUAAA
Molecule: messenger RNA, 7490 nt
Organism: Macrobrachium nipponense
Lineage: Eukaryota; Metazoa; Arthropoda; Malacostraca; Decapoda; Palaemonidae
Product: zinc finger protein 84-like
Exons: 2
Coding region: 880-2115 (411 amino acids)
Biological process (GO): regulation of transcription by RNA polymerase II
Molecular function (GO): RNA polymerase II cis-regulatory region sequence-specific DNA binding; DNA-binding transcription factor activity, RNA polymerase II-specific
Source: RefSeq, a predicted model, not a curated record